AAACCCCACAAUUUACUCUCUCUAUAUACUCUCCUCCUCUGUCUAUUCUUCCUAUUUUUUCUCUAUAAUAUUUCCUUUUAAAAAAAAAAAACCAAAAAAAUGAACAAAUAUAUGCUAGUAAUUACAUGCAAAAAUCUUUAGAAAUCUUUUUUCUUGAAAAAAUAGUAAUGGGGUUUGCUUCAAUCUUGUAAAGAUUGGACUUUUAUCCCCCCAAAAAAAAAACUUUUUUUGCUUUUUCCUUGAAAAUGGUGUUCAGUCUUGUAAAGAAUGAAUUUUGAUUAAAGGGGUUUUAAUAGAAUUAAAAAAAAUAUUUUUUUUGCUUAGUUUUUAAUGGAGGAAGAUAACAAUUUUUGUGUUAUUGAUGAUCUUGAUUGUUUGGUGAAUGAUGAUGACCAAAAAAAUCAAGAAAAGAGUAAAGUUUUGAGCUUUAACAAUGACAGAUCAGUGGCAUUGAUUGAUUUAUUGCCAAGUCCUUUAAGUGAAGAAAGUUUUUGUGUAAUGGUUGAAAAGGAAAAAGAUUUUUUACCAGAAAAUGAUUAUCUUAUGAGAUUGAGAAGUGGUGAUUUGGAUUUGAAUGUUAGAACAGAGGCUGUUAAUUGGAUUUGGAAGGCUCAUGUGCAUUAUGGGUUUGGAGAGAUGAGUUUUUGUUUGUCAAUAAAUUACCUCGAUAGGUUUCUGUCUUCGUAUGAAUUGCCAAGAGGUAAUUCUUGGAUAGUUCAGUUGUUAGCUGUUGCCUGUUUAUCCCUUGCAGUCAAAAUGGAAGAAAUUACUGUUCCUUUGAGUGUUGAUUUACAGGUAGGGGAGCCUAAGUAUUUAUUUGAAGGUAAAGCAAUACAAAAGAUGGAACUUUUGGUGUGGCGAACAUUGGGAUGGAGAAUGAAGGCUUAUACACCUUGCACAUUCAUAGAUUAUUUUAUGAGAAAGAUGUAUCUUGAUGAAAUCCCAUCAAUGCGAUCAGUUUCUAGAUCAAUUCAACUAAUAAUAAGCACGACAAAAGGUAUUGACUUCUUGGAAUUCAGGCCUUCUGAGAUUGCAGCAGCAGUGGCAAUGUCUGCAUCAUGGGAAAGGCCACAAGCAAAAGACAUUGAUAAGGCAAUGUCUUGCUACUCCAUACAAGUUCAAAAGGACAGAGUGAUGAAGUGCCUUGAACUGAUUCAAGAUUUGACAUUGGUUAGUGGGACUAGUGUUACUACUAAUACUGCAGCAGCAACAACAACAGCAGGUUUUGCAGUAGCAUAUGCACCUCAAAGUCCCAAUGGGGUGUUGGAAGUUGGUUGCUUGAGCUAUAAAAGUGGUGAAGGAACAACAACAGUUGGUGUAUGUCCAAAUUUAUCGAACACUGAUAAUCCAGAUGCUAAAAGGAGGAAACUUGACACAAACAUCAUUCCAUGAGGGGGACUUGAAAGAACAAAAAAGUCAACAUUUUUUAAUCUUUUUUUUUAGUUUUUAGAGCUUCAAACCAUCAAAGUCCAAUCAGUUUUGGCUAAAUGAAAGUGAUGUUGUGGCUUUAAUAGUCACAAAAGCAUUGAGGAAGAGGGGGGGGGGGGGGGGGGGGGGGGUUGGGGGGAGAGGGGUCCAUGUUUUUAGCAUGAAAAGAAUUGUCACCAGCUGUUAAUAAAUAAAUCUGAGUUGUCAACAACCUUAGUAAUAGGAGGUUGAAGAGAAGGAUGGAGUUUUCUAUCUUCCAAAUUUUGGGUAAUUUUUAAAAAUUUUAAAUGAAAAAUAUAUAGAAUGAAAAAGAGUUUGGAAGAGGGUUGGGAUUGGGGUGGGGGGGGGGGGGGGAAGGAAAAUAGAGGACUAAAGUAGUAUAGUUAAUGGAGGCUUAUUAAGUGGUGUUAUUGCUUUAUUAUUUCUAUUAUGUAAUGAAUUCGAGAUGUAUUUUCAUGGUACUAUGGAAUAAAACAUCCAAAAUGGCCUUGUGCUUUUCUUAUUA
Molecule: messenger RNA, 1933 nt
Organism: Capsicum annuum
Lineage: Eukaryota; Viridiplantae; Streptophyta; Magnoliopsida; Solanales; Solanaceae
Product: cyclin-D4-1
Exons: 6
Coding region: 331-1392 (353 amino acids)
Biological process (GO): regulation of cyclin-dependent protein serine/threonine kinase activity; mitotic cell cycle phase transition
Cellular component (GO): cytoplasm; nucleus; cyclin-dependent protein kinase holoenzyme complex
Molecular function (GO): cyclin-dependent protein serine/threonine kinase regulator activity
Source: RefSeq, a predicted model, not a curated record